CCCAUCCUUCUAACACGGCGCGCCCGGAAUUCCAUAGACCAUAUCUCUUCUCUCGGCAAGACAGCCCCACCAAUCGUCGCCAAUCGACACCAGCAGGUAUUGGGUUCGUGCAGUGUUGCUCUCGUUCCCAUGUCAUCGCCAACCGAACCGGUUGCCACGGCCUCCGCUGCCGCCGAACCGAGCACCCCCGCAGCAACGAAGGACGCGACCGUAGCUCGCGUCGACGACCGCGACAAGAAAUCGUCGGGCGGCCAGGCCGACGGCUUGUUCGAGCUCAAGGUCAAGCCCGAAUUCAUCCUCUCGGCGCGGGCGGAGAGCCUCGGACCCGUCCGGUUCGUGCCCGAGAACGUCGGCGACACGGAGGAAAGCGCGAACGCAGACRCGAACUCGGACGACCGCGACCGUGGCGGGAAGAGGAACAAGCGAAAGAAGCGGCGGGGCCAGAACAAGAAACGCCCCCGGGACGCCCGCGAGGACAACGCGGAGAAGGUCUGCAUGGCGAUCCUGCGCGGCGAGAGCUGCCCCUACGGAGAUACCUGUCGCUUCUCGCACGACCUCAAGGGCUUCAUGGCCACGCGACCGGCCGACAUUUGCGAGCUGGUGGACGCGAUGGGGGGCUCCUGUCCGACCUUUCGAACCACCGGGUAUUGCUUCUACGGGGCGAUAUGCCGCCUGGGAUCCUGCCACAUUACCAAGGCUGGAGAAAACGUCCGCGACGAGGCCAAAAUGGCAGAAUACCAAAAAGAGAAGGCCGGGGGCAAGGAGGGAGCGCUGGAAGAGCCCAAAAUCAACAGCGGUACCAUCCUGCCGAGGGAUGUGGUAUUUCAACUAAGGAAAAAGACCUAUCCCUUCGAGUGCAAGCGGUUUUGCGAGAAGAAAGACAAGCCCACCCCUCCGCCCGACGCAACAAACACGGAUGCCGGUGCUCCUACUGCCGAGGCCGCUCCUGCCCCCAUAAAGGAGGCCAAGGACACGAACUCUCCCACCAUCCAUACGGAUGCGAGCCCCGCAACCACAACAGCGGCCCGUACGAAUACCUCCGCUUCGUCUUUCACACCCCUCGACCACCUAAAAACCAAAAAGAUUGUCGACUUCUCCAACAAGGUUUACGUAGCACCCCUAACGACAGUUGGGAACCUUCCCUUUCGCCGCAUCAUGAAGCAAUACGGAGCCGACAUUACGUGCGGGGAAAUGGCGGUAGCGACCAACCUGCUGGAAGGAAAAACAUCGGAAUGGGCCCUUCUCAAACGACACCCGAGCGAAGACGUCUUUGGCAUACAAAUCGCCGCCGCCCAUGCGGAUCAGUUUACGCGCGUGUCGGAACUCAUCGAAAAAUACACCGAUGUCGACUUUGUGGACAUGAACCUCGGUUGUCCGCUGGACCUGCUCUGCAACAAGGGAGCUGGGGCGGCGCUCAUGAUGCGCGAAAACAAGCUCAAGGGUGCCCUCGCGGGCAUGUCGAAGAACCUGUCGUGCUCCAUCACGGUGAAAAUGAGAACCGGGUGGAACAUCCACAGGCCGUUUGCGCACGAGCUCGUGCCUAAGAUUCAAUCCUGGAAGAUUGACAACCUCGCAGCAAUUAUGGUAAGGAUGCACCUACUGGAUUAUACAAACCCAGAACCCGAAAAGAAUCAGAAUCUGUGUCGCGUACAUUCCCGAGCGUGGUUCGAAUCCAAAAUCGACUCUAACUCUUUGUUGUUUUGCGUGGAUUUCUUUCACACAGGUUCAUGGAAGGUCUCGACUUCAAAGGUACAAGCUGGAUGCAGAUUGGGAUUACAUUGGCAAGGUCGCAAACGCCGAAUCCAAAGACAUCCCCCGAGUCCCCCUUAUUGGAAACGGGGACAUUUUUUCGUUUUCGGAAUACAAAGAAAAGGUUUUGGCGCGCGACGGAUUGUCUACCACGGCGAUGCUCGGAAGAGGAGCGCUGAUCAAGCCGUGGUUGCCAACGGAGAUCAAAGAGAAGAGGGACUGGGACAUUUCCGCAUCAGAACGCCUGGACAUUUUAAAAGAUUUCGUCAAGCACGGCCUUGAGCACUGGGGAAGUGACCAGCAGGGAAUCAACAACACCCGCCGGUUUCUCCUCGAGUGGUUGUCCUUUUUGUACCGGUACGUGCCUGUUGGUUUGCUGGAGGUGUUGCCCCAAAAGAUGAACCAUCGUCCGCCUCUGUACCUGAAGGGAAGAAGCGACCUGGAAACACUGUUCUUGUCGCCUCAUAGUUCGGACUGGGUAAAGAUCUCCGAAAUGCUACUUGGUCCGGUACCCAACGGCUUUGCCUUCAAGCCAAAACAUAAGUCUGCUGCCUAUGAAUCAAAUGGGUGAAGUGAUAAUCUUUUUGAUACAAUAAUAAGCAAUAGCGUACUGA
This is a messenger RNA of Pseudo-nitzschia multistriata, 2363 nucleotides long. NCBI's taxonomy places the organism in Eukaryota, Bacillariophyta, Bacillariophyceae, Bacillariales, Bacillariaceae. The record is from the annotation of a GenBank genome assembly.